Effrenium voratum is the source of this 852-nucleotide messenger RNA. Lineage: Eukaryota; Dinophyceae; Suessiales; Symbiodiniaceae. The record is from the annotation of a GenBank genome assembly.
AUGCUGGCGAGUAUAGAGGACGGCCACUACUUCGCCGCCGCCUUGCGUUGGCCCUGCGGCGCGGCAGGCCAGGCAGUCAGCAUGCCCCCGGGUCUCAGCGAGGAGGCCAUGAUGCUGCUGCUGCGCCUGCGCUACGGUGCGGAGGAGAUCGAGGCUGACUACAUUCUGGAGGUCCGGCACUUUGCGGAGCUCUUGGAUUGGCCUGAGGUGCGCAAGCGCUGCGAGGCGUAUUUGGAGUCCUUGCUGAACGGGUCCAAGGACAUGGAUAGCGCCAGCCUGCUGGCGGUGGUGUCCCAUGCAGAGGAGAGCCGGUCGAUGCCUGGCCGCCUCAAGGCUGCAGCCCUGGCUGCUGCCGUCAGGCAGUGGUCGCGGGUGGCGGAGGCGGCUGAAGCGUCCACGCUGCCCUCCAGCAGGCAGGCGGAGCUUGGCACCUUGAGCCGCGUGCGCCAGCGCGACGGCCACGUCUGCGGCAGCCUCGAUGAGUACUUGCACGCGGCGGCGGACGACCUGAUGACAUGGGAGAGCAACCUGGCACUGGACGCACCGCAGUCUGCAAAGCGGAACCUGGAAGGCGCUUGGAGGCACUGGCAUCAGAUCCUCUUCGAGUACGGCCACAUCUUUGGGGCGGAGAAUGCGGAGAGGCUGCGGGAGAGGGUCCGCUCGAGGCGUCGCCAGCUCUGUGAGGAGCGAGCGCGCAAGCGAGGCAGCGGCAUGCGGCUGCCCGAAGGCCGAGUCUGGUUCGAGGCCACCGCAGAGUGGCAGGAGGUGCCAAAGAACGCCAUUUGCCCCGCCGGACUUGAGUACCGCCUGGACAUGCAGACCGGCAGGCAGAUUGCGCGCCUGGCGAUGUGA